This is a messenger RNA of Mytilus trossulus (common blue mussel), 613 nucleotides long. Its product is annotated as zinc finger protein 568-like. Gene Ontology annotation, molecular function: DNA-binding transcription factor activity, RNA polymerase II-specific; RNA polymerase II cis-regulatory region sequence-specific DNA binding. The transcript is spliced from 3 exons. Bases 104 to 535 code for a protein of 143 amino acids. Gene Ontology annotation, biological process: regulation of DNA-templated transcription. Lineage: Eukaryota; Metazoa; Mollusca; Bivalvia; Mytilida; Mytilidae. The record is from RefSeq and is a predicted model, not a curated record.
UCACGGUCGCGAAACACGUGACUUGCUUGUGAUAAGUUUCACGGAAAAAUGGCGCCUGAAUGAAAAAACAAGUUCGCUUGGUGGCAAAUUUUGAACGUUUUAAAUGGAUGCUGAGAAGGCAGAAAAGCUGUGUAAAAUUUGUGGAAAGUCAUUCCGGAGUAUUUCAGCAGUGUAUGAUCACGAAAGGAGGCAUGCCAAGAAGGGGCCAUACAAGUGUUGUGGGAAAGAUUUUUUCAGUAAAGCCAAUAUCAAAAGACACAGGUGUGCAGUGCAUGGUGAAGAAAAAACAUUUGCAUGUGAACAGUGUGAUAAAAGAUUUUCAAUUAUGGCUGAUCUCACCCGUCACCUCAAGAUUCACGAGGAACACCCUGUAAAAUUUAAAUGUACAGUAUGUGGUUUAGAGUUUAAGAAAGCACAUGAUUGUGGUGAUCACGAGGCUAGUCACAGGGGUGACAAACAGCAUAGGUGCACAUGUGGAAAGGCAUACAUCCACCAGACAAACCUUUACAGACAUAAGAGAAAAUGUAAUCAUUGACAAUCAGGAUUCAUCUUGAAUUUAUUAUUUAUUUUACGUUUGGUACUUUGAUCUCAAAGAUGAGAUACAUACUGGUUU